This is a messenger RNA of Nematocida major, 252 nucleotides long. Its product is annotated as diphthamide biosynthesis protein 3. The coding region runs from base 1 to 252 and encodes 83 amino acids. Gene Ontology annotation, molecular function: metal ion binding. The transcript has a single exon. The record is from RefSeq and is a predicted model, not a curated record. Gene Ontology annotation, biological process: protein histidyl modification to diphthamide. Lineage: Eukaryota; Fungi; Microsporidia.
AUGCCGUACACCGAAGACUACGACGAAGUGGACAUCGAGCAGAUGGAGUACAGCGCAGAAACAGAGCUAUUCACGUAUCCCUGCCCGUGCGGAGACAUGUUUGAAAUAUCCCUGGAAGAUCUCAUGAACGGAGAGGAAGUCGCAACUUGUCCCUCGUGCUCUCUCAUCGUGAAGGUGAACUACUUGCAGGAGGACAUAGAUGCAGCUCUGCAGAUGCGCGCAGAAAAGCAGAAAGCCCCAAUCGAGGCGUAG